UAAACAGCAAUUGGGAAAUAUUUAAAACAUUAUAUAAAUGUCACAUCAUGGCGAGUAAUUUUGUCUUUAGCUCUACAUAUUUUGCUUAUUUUUCAUUUUUACAAAUGCUUCAACAUUUUCAAGACAUCCCCAAAGUGUUGUAAUGUCAUUAAUUGCUGUUAGACUCAUUAAUGUAGUAUUUACAAAAUGACAGUGUCAUAAUACUGUAAUGCAUUAUUAAUGUUUAAAUCAAACUGGUGACACUUUACAAUAAAGUAUAUUAGUUGACAUUAGUUAUCUAACAUUAAUUAAUGAGGAAACAUUUGUUGCAGAAUGUGUUAACUAAUGUUUAAUUAGUAAACAUGCAAUGUUCAUUGUCAUUUCUUGUCAGUAAACAGACAAAAAUAUUUACCAUCAAAUAUUUGUUGCUUCUGAAAUAAACAUUAAGAUUAAAAUGAUUUUUUUUCUCCUCAAACUAGCCAUUUCUCUACAUGUUUCAUUAACAUAAUAGGUUGAUUAAUUAUUAUUAGCUCAAAACAAACUUGACUUCAAACUAAAAAUCACAAAUUGGUGGAAACGCACAUGAAAAAUACUAUAGUAAAUCUAGCAGUAGAUACAUUAGUAUAAUAUAGUUCUAGUAAAAUAUUAUAGUAGUACAUACUAUAAUAUUUUAAACCCUGUUAUCUACAGUUGCCAUAGCAACACCACAACUAUAAUAAUAUAAACAAAUGAGCCAGUACUGUAGUAUUAGGGAAACUAUACACCAGUUUACUGUAGUAAAAACUAAAGUAUACAGUAUUUAUUACAGUUUAUCAGUUCAGUAUAGUUAUUACGUGCCCCAUUCAAUAACAAAAGUUGUAAAAACCAUGUAGCUACAGGAUAAUACACAUUAGUAUUUGCAAUAACUUGCUGUAGUAACGUUAACUUAUAUGGGUCGAGUUGUGUGUAUCUGUACAAAGGACCGUGCAGUACAAAGUUCAGUUUAAAAAAAGAUCACUGAAACAGUUUGUUACUCGACUUUUUUGAAUAUAUAAUUCAUCUCUAUUUCUAUAUUUUAGAUUGUCAAAUUAACUCUGAAUUUGACUUAAGAGUAUUUAUUGACCGAAACUUGUCCGUGUAUCGACCUGAAUAAUGUUUUUCCCCUCACAGAUCACUGCACCUGUAGGAGUGAUUAGCCUAGCAUGUCUCUGCCUGUUUUACGAGUUUCUCCAGCCAUGUUUAAAAAGAAAAUACAAGCGCUCACCUUGAAAACAGAAGCAGCUGAAUCUCCCUGUGUAUACAAAAAAGUGGGUGAAAACGUUGUGAUUGAGCUGAUGAUUGAUCAGUUAAAUCCAGGCGACCACCUGAUCUGGAAGAAAAGCCAAAUGAAAGUGUUUGAGAAAAAAAACUCAGCUGUGAAGACGAAGAACGAAGGGUUCGACAUCGACCACUCAGGGUCUCUGAUCAUAGAGAAUAUACAGACUGACAAAUCUGGAACAUACAAGGCUGAAGUCUUUAAUAGUGAUGGAAAAUCAAAAACAAAGAUGGAAAUACAGCUUUGUGUACAAGAGCCAGUGUCUGAGCCUUCCAUCACAGUCCAGUGUGGGGAUGAAGGUGUGCAUCUGUCCUGCAUUUUCCUGUCCGGCACAGAGGCGUCUGUGUCCUGGAUGAAGAAUGGACAGAAAACUGAUAAAACAGCUGCAGUUUUACACAUCAGCUGGUCUGAGCUGGAACUCGGGGACUCUUACUCCUGCACCGUCAGCAACAGGAUAAGCCUAAAGUCUGCUAAAGACGUCCAGCCGGCGUGCUCCAGCACAGAAAACACAACAAACGCAGAUGGAGACAGAAAGAAAGACGAGGACGGAGGCGGCAAAGGAGAAAACAAUAAUGAUGAUGGGCAGAGUUUUCUCUUUGGUCUGGAUUUGUGGAUGGUGGUGUUGGUGGCAGUGGCCGGCGGAGUCUUCCUCAUACUCUUCAUCAUCUGUGUCGUCUGUAUUUGCUGCCGCAGGAGAAACAAGAGCAAGGCUGAAGAAGAGAAGGAGUUUCGCCUGGCACCACUGAUGCCGGAUAACUCCAGCCAGCCGGAAGAGCAGCAGUACAUGCAGCAGAGCGAAUCUCUCAGGCCUUCAAAAAGCCAGCGGCCGCUGCCACCUUUACCCAAUGCUUGAGCUCCAGCGUCAGCAGACACCUAGCAGCAGAAGAACAGAUUGAACAUACAGAGACUCUGAUUUUAACAACAACGAUAAUAUCAACAACAAACAAUUACAACAACAACACUGACGAUAACAACAAUGAUAAC
Molecule: messenger RNA, 2257 nt
Organism: Danio rerio (zebrafish)
Lineage: Eukaryota; Metazoa; Chordata; Actinopteri; Cypriniformes; Danionidae
Source: RefSeq, a predicted model, not a curated record